Messenger RNA from Mytilus trossulus (common blue mussel), 2790 nucleotides. RefSeq lists its product as uncharacterized. The coding region runs from base 133 to 2352 and encodes 739 amino acids. Lineage: Eukaryota; Metazoa; Mollusca; Bivalvia; Mytilida; Mytilidae. The transcript is spliced from 6 exons. The record is from RefSeq and is a predicted model, not a curated record.
GUUCUGGUAUGUGACCGGUAUAAACAUGAUAAGAAAUAUUUUGAGAGUAAUCACGUGAAAAAGAUAUCUGUAUAAAACCUCAUUCUGUAGGACUUUUGCAAGCCAUUCAAGCACAGGCAUUGAGCUGCAGUGAUGUCGGUCAAUCAACAGCAGAAGCGCGCAAUGAAGCGCCUUAUGCAAGAUUAUGAUGAAAUUCAGAGGGAGCCAGUAGAAAAUGUAUCAGCAGCUCCACUGGAUGAAAAUGUAUUUGAAUGGCACUGUAACUUCAAACAUGACGACAUAAUCUAUCACUUACUGCUACUGUUUACAGACAAAUAUCCAUACGAAAGUCCGAGUGCGGAAUUUGUACCGGUCGGGUUCCAGUACAAUAGUGGAGCAACAAAACAAGGAAAGAAAGGAACCAAAGUUUGUUUGAAUAUAUUUUCUGACUUUGCUGAUAUUCAUACGGAAUGGAAAGAUGAGAAAUCUGUUGGUUGGUCGCCUGGUUACACAGUACAGACGAUUCUUCUAAACGUAGUUGCUUUUCUUGCCGAGACGCAAUCCGGGAGUAGUUGGUGGUGCACGAAUUCAAAUGCCCAUAACUUAGAGUUAUCGAAGUCAUUCUCGUGUAAGGACUGUGGUCAUAAUUAUAAAAAACCGUUUCCACCCAUCAAUGCAGGAAAGCCUGAAUUGCCAUUGAAAAAGCAAGAUUCGAAAAAGGGGAAGAAGGUUACGCCAAAAGCAGAUUCACCAACAGAAGUUAUCAUUGACUACAUGUCUAAGGAACAAUUUUCUGUAGCUCCCCCAAAAAGUGACGAUGAUCUAUUUGGUUAUGGAUUGAUUGUAUCUGGACCGGCACAUAGACCAUCUCUUACUACACCUUGUGAGUUUCUGAAACAAGAGUCAUUCACAAGCAUGAACAAAGCCAUGGGCUGCGUCAAAAGUGUAAUGAAAGAAGAUGUCAAAUUCUUUCUUCCGAUGUAUAUCCAUCCUCAACAUGGUGAUAAAAUAAAACAGACAUUUGAAAAUUCAUUAGUCCAAGUUGCUGGAAUACUAAAGAGCUGUAAUCCAAAGAAAACUCCGAUAGAAGAAAUUGUUAUUCGUGUCAUACCAAACUUAAUGAGCGCCACUGUAGUAGAGUUUUCUAAAGGAACUCAACAUACAAGCGACAACAGCCUGAAUGGAUAUUUCUCCUUGCACAGGUUACUGCUAUGGGCAUUGGAAACCUAUCCAAAUCUUCAAAAACUUAUUGACGAUCGUUUGAAGGAAUUCAUAGACAACGAAGACAGAAGAACGAAGAAAUCCUGUCCACACAUAGGAGAGUGGCUGAUGUUACUAGCUGCAUCUUCCAAAUUUAGAUGGCAAGAUGCAGCAAUGGCGUACAUGUCUGAGAGCUGGAGACGACAUGUAAUGUGGUAUGUUAAAGAAGACGCUAAGCUUGGUUUCCUGGACACAGACAAAGACUACAGAAUCAAACAAACGUUUGAACGCACAGCUGUUAGCAGAAAACUUUUAGCCUUUCAGGUUUUGUUUUUGGAUAUCGCUAUGCCGAAGGACAAAUCAAGAACGGACUUGAUCAAAAGAUACGACGCAAACCUCGGGUUUCCUACAGCAGAAAUGGUGAAAGGGAUGAAAGAUUCCAUUGAGAAGUUGAAAGAUGUCAAGACGUACAAGGACUGGUUCGAUGUCCUGAAAGUUAAACCUCUUAGUGAACAAGAAGUUUAUGAUAAACUAUUAGAUUCUGUAAAUUAUUCACUAAAGACAGAUGGUUACAGAUGGACAUUUUGGAAGAACGCUGGUGGAUGGAUGGAAGUUUUGAAAAGAUAUCCGAUAGAAAAGAAACCUAAAGCUGAGAAGGAUAAAGCAAGUACUUCUAAAGGCAAACCAAUGAAGGAAGAUGAAACGUCAAAGAAAGGUAAAGGAAAGAAAUCAAAGAAAGAAGAUAUUGAAGAACCAAAGGCUAAGGGCCGGGGAAAGAAAGCUAAAGACGUGGAAAUUGAACCACCAAAACCAAAAGGCCGGGGCAAGAAAGCUAAAGUCGAAGAUGUUGAAAUUAAAGAACCAAAGGCAAAGGGACGAAAAAGAAAGGCUGAAACAGAAGAUAUGGAAAUUGAAGCGCCAAAACCAACAGGUCGGGGAAAGAAAGCUAAAGUCGAAGAUGUUGAAAUUGAAAAACCAAAGGCAAAGGGACGUGGAAGAAAAGUUAAAGCCGAAGACAUGGAAAUCGAAGAACCAAAACCAGUAGGCCGGGGAAAGAAAGCUAAAGUUAAACUUAUGGAAGUAAAAGAACCAACAACUCCUGUUAGAGGCAGAGGAAAGCGUAAAGCUGAAGAUUCACCAGCGAUUGGACGUAAAGCUAAGAAAACUCGUUGAAAGAGUUGAAAGAAUAAGUUGAACUUGGUGUUGUGAUGGUUCUAAUAUAUUUGUUGUGAAGUAUUAACUGGUUGUGUAGCCUUACCAAUUAACUUGAUGGAUAAUUAUUACUUCUUGUAUAUGCCAUUCAUUGGAGGCAAGUCAUCUGUGUAUCUCCAUUAUGUUGUAACUUACUUUACUGAUGUAGUAUAAAUCACCAUCAACAACUCUUAUAUGUAGUAUUGUUAUGGAAAUAACAAUCUUGGAUACUAAUUAGAUUUUCAGUUGUGUAAAGUAACAUAGCGAUAUAGUUCACCUGGUGUUAUCUACUGUAAUGCUACCAGGAAAUUAAUUUUGAUUGAAAAAUAAACUUGUAUUUUAUUUAUGGAGGUUUAAAUCGUGACAAAUUAAUCUUAGGGAGCAUGUUUGCAUACCUACUGCAUCCAAAACAAUCUAACA